Messenger RNA from Ostrea edulis (European flat oyster), 1555 nucleotides. RefSeq lists its product as uncharacterized. The transcript has 3 exons. The record is from RefSeq and is a predicted model, not a curated record. Lineage: Eukaryota; Metazoa; Mollusca; Bivalvia; Ostreida; Ostreidae. Bases 923 to 1273 code for a protein of 116 amino acids.
UUGGUAUUUUUCGAAGAUAGGACAUGGUUUUUUUUUGUUUUUUUUUAUAAAUGGAAAUAUGGAAUGCACCGGCCCAACCCCUCAAUAAAUAUUGACCGGUCCCUAAUGCACGAAAUAAUUCAAUUAUUGCUCUCUUCAACUGAAUUAAUGAUAUCAUUAAUUCAAUUGGUGUGCGUAAUAAUUCUUUUAGAGAGAACAACGGUCUAAUUAAAGAUGUCGCUAAUUCAACAUAUCCACCAUUGAUUUAAUGCUCUCUUUGAUUGAAUCGUUGCUGUCUUUAAAAUAACUGAUGCAUGCAUUAAUUCUUUAUAUUAAAUCGUUGUUAGUAAUCAUCUUCCAUUGAUUGAAAGAGAUCAUUUAUACCGAGCUCCAAAUUAAAUUUUGCGCGCAAUAACUUCACCACAUUGAUAAGAGCAAUGAUUUAAUUGAUGCGCGUAAAAUUUAAAAGAUCACGAUGUUGACUUUUCAGAUACUGUCAGGAAAUGGCAUUAACAUAUCAGAAUUAAAAUAUGUAGAAAUGACAAGUCGACAUAAUCAUCUGACAAGUCGACACAAUCAUCUGACAAGUCCACAUAAUCAUCUGACAAGUCCACAUAAUCAUCUGACAAGUCCACAUAAUCAUCUGACAAGUCGACACAAUCAUCUGACAAGUCGACAUAAUCAUCUGACAAGUCGACACAAUCAUCUGACAAGUCCACAUAAUUAUCUGACAAGUCGACGUAAUUUUCUGAAAAGUGAUGACAGAAACAUGCCACCAUAAUAUGAAAGCAAGCAUGAUAUACGAUGUUAUGUACAUUUGUAGUUUAAAAAUAUUGAUUAAUGGAUUAACAAGGUUAUUAAAUGCUUGAGCUAGAUUAACAUAUUACCCUCGACCAAGCGCUCACAAUUUUAAAAAUGACAGUGUAUAGGUGGAAGUACACACAUGGAGCAGAAGACAAUUGCGGAGAUACGACGCCUUAUCACACCUCCUGCAGGUAUCGAGGAUGUGUUGACGGCUUUCUUAUUACUGCUGGACUACCCACCCGAUGACGUAAACGGUUGGAAUAAAUGUCAGACGAUUAUGUCGAGGUCUGGGGACAAAUCCGUUAUGACGAAGGUGUCCCGCUUCGAUCCCCUUUACUGCUCCCCGAAAAAGGCCCAGAAGUCUGCAGAUAUGAUAGCCCCCUAUACUCUGGAAAUCAUCAGGAACAAAAAUCUCCACGCUGCCAAAAUAUACGAAUGGACGAAGUCCAUGAUAGAGCAGGUGAAAGUUAGCGGUGGACUUCAGAUAUAAUUUUUACAACAGUGGGUAAAAUCAAAUGACUUGAGACCAACCUGAACAUCAGCGACUGAAUUAGUGCUUUUGAUUUGAAGGGAAACCACAGCUUAUGAUGUUAAUAGUUCAGCAAUCGGAACAUCACUCGGCCUAUUCCGGAGAAUAAACUCCAGAAUAGGCCGAGUGAUGUUCCGAUUGAAUAGUUCGGAACGAACGCUAAGCAAAGAAUAUUUUGAAAUUGUACAUUCAUAUACCAUCAUAACUUUCGUUGUGUGAACUCCACGUGUAAAUAAAAAAUGA